CGGGUGUUACAUUCAGGUGCGCUUCACCCUCAGAGGUGAAAACUCCUGAAGUCGGUAAAAUGGAUUAUAUCCGACUAACGGGUGUGUAAAAUAUGUAGAAGCACCGGUGCAGCGUUGGAGAAUAGGCCGAUUAAAGUGAAAGUAAAGACUUAACGGUUUCUAAUGACUUUCACCUUUCUCACACCCUCCUCAUUCUCCCCAUGUUGUCAAUUUUUCGGUUUCAAAUGCCACUUUUUUCAUCCCGUCUUCCCCCUCUAUGGCUCCUAGGUUGGAGCUCCUAAUCUUUCUGUCCAUGAACUAACCAAUCCCUCACACCACUCACUACUUCUUCUUCUUUCUUCGUUCUCUUCAGCUAUCCCCUGUCUUCCUCUCCUCUCCUGUCAUGUCCAUGAGGAACCCACCCCAGCGCCGGCGCUCUCUGGGUCCUGUCUCGCCCAAACGCAUCUACAGAAACCUGUCUGUCAGACUGAGGGGAGGAGAUUCAUCUGUUGCUUCGGAAACGGACGCACCCAAACACCUCAGCAAGUCUGCAGAUGCUUACAAGACCCUGUGGGAAGCAGUGGAAAAUGAGGACACUUUGGCCGUGCAAAGCCUGCUGUCCAGAGACCAUACCAACUGUGGAGGAGGAGGAGGAGGAGGAGGAAGCAUGUGGGAGCGAGGGGAGAAGAAGGAGAAAGACUGGGAGCGAGAAAGGGAGAAGGGGGUGAACAGGGUGAGCGAGCAGGGCCUGGUCCCCCUGGACGUGGCUGCCCUUACCCACAAUUCCCCCCUGCUCCAUGUGUUGACAAAGGCGGGAGCACGACAUAACCCUGUUUUGUGCCGACCUGCAGAGUGGGCGCUGAAGCUGGAUGCUCUGGUGGCACUGGCGAGCAAACGGGUGGAGGAGAGGAAGAAGGAGUUAUUGAGGAAGGCAGGGGCAGGACCUCAGGCGCAGGCUGAUGUCCAGAGACACAUCCGCCUCUGGAGCCUCAGGCUGCAACUGUACUGCCGGAUGAGACAGAACUUCCAAAAGACAGAGCUGCCUGGACCUCCCAGUCAUGUGUCCAUACUGGUGACCAGCACAUCCUCUCUGUUUGUGGCGAUUAAGGAGCCAGAGGGCAACACCAUGGGGCUCAUUACCCGCUACAGAGUGGAAUGGAGCACCUCAGCCAGCUUCAAACGCAUCCUUGGCUCAGCCCAAGUCACAGAGACCAAGAACCCAUCCUAUGUUAUCAAGGGGCUCACAGCAGGAGCGCAUUACUUUGUAAGAGUGAGUGCCUACAAUGUGAAAGGAUGGGGCCCGCCUCAGUGCUCCACGCCAGUCAGCGCUGCCCCCUCCAGUUGGAGAGAGUGCAGCGGAGUGAAGUCACAGUUCAGGAAUCACGAGGGCCUUGUGAGGAAACUGCUGGAAGACGCCAGAGAACCACAUUACAGAGGAUUCUGUAUAGAGAGCUCUAAGCCCCAGAGUCCCAGCAAGCGUCUGUCUGUGUCCCGAGGCAUCAAACAACUGUUCCAGUCCGCUACCAAGUUUGUUCGUCUCCUACAGAGGGGCGUGUACUUGGCAACUGUGUUCUACCACAAGGAAAAUAUCCUGGUGACAGCUGAAGAUCAAAUCCCACUGGUGGAGAUCCAGUGCUGCUCCACCUCCAUCACCCACGACUUUCUUUGGUUUGCCAAGUUGUCCUGUGCAUGGCAACAAGUGCCCUGGCUCCAGCAGGCCCUGUCCUCGGCUCAUUCAUCUCCGUCGUCUCUCCUCCAGAACAGGCACAACAUUUUAAGAGCCGUCUCCCAGCUGCAGUCUUCCCUGGGAACAGUGGACCUGGGCCAGGUGUACUAUGAACCUCUGAAAGACAGGCAGGGCAAUGUCUUGCUGGUGACUUUGAAGGAGUUCCCAAACCCUCCCAGCCCCCCUGACCCUCCGCUUCACUGGAUGCCCCUGGCCCGCCUUGAAAAGAACCGCAGCAGAACGCCUUUGCUGCCCGAGCCCACUGCCAUGGACAUGCUCUAUGAGCAGCUCAAGGAGAAACUAUCUCUCCACAGGCACAGCAUUCAGUGGGCCCAGCCUGGUCUGUACGUGGGCAUCCUGAAACUGUGCAGCUCAGUGGAACAGAUCAGAGUCCUGGUGCCCCAGAGGCUGCCCAAUCUGCUCUGCCACACACGGGUCCGACACAACGCCCACGUGACCAGAGAGGAGUGGGCAUGGCUUCAAAGUCAUGUUUACACUGCAGCCAAUGACAGCGUUCCGAACCUGUUAAGCAGCGAGGACGAGAGCGUGAUGGAGAGCAGCGGGCUGGUGGAGUUCGUCAGGUCUCUGAGAGCAGCGGUCACACAUCUCCUGACGAAGCUCAACAUCCCCCUCUACAGGGCGUAUCAGUAUGGUGUGUACACCCGGGAGCUGCUGCAGUUUGGAGACAAGGUGUCCAUGGUGCUGCUGCUGCCUCCCAGUGAGGACUUCAGCUCCAGCUACUGGCCUCUGGUGGGGACCAAGGAGCCUGGGCUCACCAUGCCCCUGCAGAUCUUUGAGCUGGUUCACUUCUGGACGUAUGAACGGGACUUCCUGUCCCAGUACUGCCAGGCCUGGGUGAGGCUGGAGCUGGACACUCAUCUGGCCCAGCAGGCUCUGCGGGAGGCUCUGGACACCAAGGAGGUGCAGGAGGCCCGAGAGCGCCUGAACCACAUCACAGAGCUUUCCCGGCGUCUGGAUGUGGUGUGGAGGGAUGCCCGCUGGAUCAUGGACUGUCUGCAGUGCGUUCGGUCCAAGCAGUGGGUUGGGGCUGUGCCUCUAGGCCUGGUGAUGGGAGGAGACCCGCCGCCACGUCCCGAUGGCGAGGAGGAGGAGAGUAGUUUGACCGCCAGACUGACGUGGCCCCAUCGGAUACAGGCACAGAGAGCCAUUGCAGAGUGUUUAGUCACCGCAAAUCCACCAGAUGUCAUCUCUGCCGAGAUCACUGCUCCGUCAGGAAUCAUGGCUGUCCCUGAGGAGGCCACACUGUUAUUGGAGGGUGUCGCGAAGGGAGGAUACCCUGUAGACAUUACCGCCCAAUCAACUCUUGACUUGACAAGCCUUGGCCAGUCAGAAUUAGGAUGUGCAAGCGCUUUAAUCGAAGCUGGAUUGGAGCCCGGUGCUGUCGCACAGCUUGAAGGAGGGUACACAGGUUUGGACACACAGGAGUCCUACAGCAGUGAACAGGACUUUCCUUCCAGCAUCACUGAGGUAAUCCGGCCGAUGGAGAUGGCAGAGUUGGUGGACAUCUUGCCCACGCUGAGUCUUAUCAAGGAGGAGACCCCCAGUGGCCCGUCCACACCAUCAGUAAUGGAUAUGCUGGAGAGCUUCGGACUGGGGAUUGGUGAAAGCAACACCUUCUUUGAUUUAGAGCAUUCAAACUUGAUCAACGGAGCAGAGUCUCUGUCACAGCCCAACCUGCACUAUAGCAGCAGCAGCAGCAGUGUGAGGGAGACACAGUGUGAAAUUACAGACACGUCAGCCUCUCAUGCAGCGUUGAAUGCCACAGCUGGUGACGUGCCCGUUAACAGCUGGGAUUUUCCUCCAGAGAUUACAGAGACUCCGCAGGUUCCUGUCAAGGGAGCGUGUCUUCCACUGAGAAACCAGGUGGAGUGGGACAAACCAGCUAACAGUUCAUCCUGAUAUCGACUCAAACGCCAGCCUACUUUUGAACUUGUAUCACUUUAAAACCAAAUUAUGGGGUUUCAGCACAGACAGAAAAUCCUAGUUAGACUUUUUGGGUUUGGAAAUGGCUAUUUUUUCAGUGUCAAACUGCCCAACAUUAAUAUAUUAAUGUUAAUAUUAAUAUUAAAGUAGUACUUCACCCCCCCCAAUUACCAUUUGUAUAUCAACUACUCACCCUGUGUUAACUUGAAUUCAUGACGAAACCUUUAUUUUUCCUCACGCCCCCAGUGAACGAAGAAUCCAAAAACGGAGAAAAUUCUUGGUGAUUUGGAGGAAAAGUCCAUGUUUAACAGCAAAACUUUAUCAAAAAUUCUGUUUGAAAACUGUCAUUUAUCCAUUCAAUAAAUGUACUUCCUAGUCAGAUGCAUUUUGCUUAAACCUUAAUGUUUAAAACUAAACAGAAAGUAAAACAUAUCUAUGCCCCUUCAAGGCCAGAGUCUAUUGACAAAGGAACACUUGAGUCAAAUAAAUCUUUAUUUCCAUUUGCAGAAUUAUAUUUGGCGGUAUGACUCUGUUCUGAGGCUUCUCUGCCUGUCCUUUGGCCUACACAGAAAGCCUUUUACACACACAUAUUUGGAAAGCUUAAGGUGGAAAUUGCACACCUCUCCACCCUUCUGCAUGCCUACAUGGAAAGCCUAAGGCAGAGAGAGCACACCUGUCU
Molecule: messenger RNA, 4328 nt
Organism: Epinephelus lanceolatus (giant grouper)
Lineage: Eukaryota; Metazoa; Chordata; Actinopteri; Perciformes; Serranidae
Product: ankyrin repeat and fibronectin type-III domain-containing protein 1
Biological process (GO): regulation of establishment of bipolar cell polarity; establishment of mitotic spindle orientation
Cellular component (GO): spindle
Molecular function (GO): protein binding
Source: RefSeq, a predicted model, not a curated record